This is a messenger RNA of Sinocyclocheilus grahami, 731 nucleotides long. Its product is annotated as organic solute transporter subunit alpha-like. Bases 32 to 673 code for a protein of 213 amino acids. NCBI's taxonomy places the organism in Eukaryota, Metazoa, Chordata, Actinopteri, Cypriniformes, Cyprinidae. The transcript is spliced from 5 exons. The record is from RefSeq and is a predicted model, not a curated record.
UGCAAUUGUGGUCUUCAAGUUCCUUAUUCUCAUGAUUGAAGAGGUCGGAGGAGACAAUGCAUUUCUCAGACAUUCAGAGAAUAAGUCAUUUAAGAUCAGCACAGGACCUUGCUGCUGCUGCUGCCCGUGUCUGCCAAACGUCCCCAUCACACCACGAUCUCUGUUCAUUUUGAAACUGGGAUCCUACCAGUUUGCGCUGUUGAAAUUGGUCUUAACCAUCCUUUCUAUAGUCCUCUGGUCGAAUGGCAACUUCAAUUUAGCUGAUGUUUCAGCCACUGGAGCAGCCAUAUGGAUAAACUCCUUUAUAGGCGUUCUCACCAUUAUCGCCCUUUGGCCUGUUGCAAUCAUGUUCAUGCAUGUGCGAGAGGCAUUACGUACCCUUAAAAUGGUCCCUAAAUAUGCCAUGUAUCAGUUGGUGCUGAUUCUCAGCCAGCUGCAAACUGCUGUCAUCAACAUACUGGCAAUGAACGGGACUAUUGCCUGCACACCGCCCUACACGUCCCAGGCCCGUGGAUACUUGAUGAGUCAGCAGCUGUUGAUUGUGGAGAUGUUCAUCAUCACGCUAGUGACCCGUGUUUUAUAUAGACGUCAGUAUGACCCCAUACCAGAUCUGGAUGAUGUUGAGGAGACAAAGACCGUCCUCACCUCAACAAAAGUUGUAUAUAUUGCCUGAGAAGAACAGACUGUUGCAUGUGAUUGAGAUUUCGCUAUUUUCUUUUAGGCCGGUUUGU